GAGUUUUAAAACACCUACAAUGUCGGGGCAGAAAAGAUAGAAUUUGACAACUGAAAACUCGUAUUUUUCGCAUAUUUUUUAAUUUAAGCUGCCCUGCAGCACCCAUGGAACCGUCGUUCAACUCCAAAAAUCUCUCCGCUACCAGUUCCUCUAAAACUGCCCCACUUCUUAUGGCAUCUCCUUCUACCUCCACCGCCAUUGAUGAAACUCAACUACCCGAAACCAGUUAUUGGUCAUUUAAAAAGCAUGAUUUUUUCCCUGAAAAAUCCUUCAAUUCUUUCUCUGACUACAAAUCCGCCCUUUCCCAGAUUUUCCCACGUCUCAAAGAUCGAUUAUUGAGUCGUUCUUCUGACUCUUUCGAGCUUGUUGAAUUAAGGAAAGAGAGUGUUAACCCUUUAAGCAAAUGUUUGACUUGGUGGGAUUUAAUUUGGCUUAGUUUUGGAUCUGUUGUCGGGUCGGGUAUUUUCAGUAUUACGGGUCAAGAAGCUCAUAACCAUGCUGGCCCUGCUAUUGUACUUUCUUAUGCAAUUUCUGGGCUUUCUGCUUUACUAUCAGUGUUUUGUUACACUGAAUUUGCCGUAGAAGUCCCUGUUGCUGGUGGGUCUUUUUCUUUCCUUAGAAUUGAACUUGGUGAUUUUGUUGCUUUCAUUGCUGCUAGUAAUAUACUCCUUGAAGCUAUUGUUGGUGCUGCUGGUUUAGGUAGAUCAUGGUCAUCUUAUUUUGCUAGUAUGAUCAAUGAUAAUUCUGAUUUCUUGCGGAUUCGAGUUCAUUCUCUCCCAGAAGGCUUUAAUCUUCUUGACCCAAUUGCUGUUGUUGUGCUUUUGAUUGCAAAUGGUAUUGCUAUGUCAGGAACUAGGAAAACCUCGUUUUUGAAUUGGUUGGCUUCAAUUUUAAGUGCAUUAGUAAUUCUGUUUAUAAUCAUUGUUGGAUUUGUUCAUUCAAAGACAAAAAAUUUAGUACCCUUUUUCCCAUUUGGUGCUGAAGGAGUGUUUCAGGCUGCUGCUGUUGUGUAUUGGUCAUAUACUGGGUUUGAUAUGGUUGCUACUAUGGCUGAAGAAACAAAACGCCCUUCUAGAGAUAUCCCAAUUGGACUUGUGGGAUCAAUGUCUAUGAUAACUGUGAUUUAUUGUUUGAUGUCAUUGACAUUGCCUAUGAUGCAAAAAUAUACUGAUAUUGAUGUUAAUGCCCCUUACACAGUUGUUUUUGACAAAAUUGGUAUGAGAUGGGCCAAGUAUUUAGUGUCUAUUAUUGCUCUUAAGGGUAUGACUACCAGUUUGCUUGUGGGUUCGCUUGGACAAGCUCGAUAUACUACACAAAUUGCUAGGGCUCAUAUGAUUCCUCCAUGGUUUGCUUAUGUUCACCCUAAAACCCGAACCCCUAUCAAUGCCACUUUGCUUGUCACAAUACUCAGUGCAGUCAUUGCCUUUUUCUCGAGCUUGGAUGUGCUCUCGAGUGUUUUCUCAUUCAGUACACUCUUCAUAUUUAUGUUGAUGGCUGUGGCAUUGCUAGUCAGACGCUACUAUGUUACCGAUAUUACUCCUAAGCGUGGGCUGUACAAAUUCUUUGGGUGCUUGUUCUUGAUAUGUAGCUCAUCAACUGGCUUGACAGUAAUAUGGAAUCUAAACAACCGUAGCUGGAUUGGAUACGUUGUUUGCGCUGUGUUUUGGUUUAUUGGUACUUUGGCAAUGCAGUUGUUGGCAAAGCAGCGAGUUCCAAAGAUUUGGGAGGUUCCAUUAGUUCCAUGGUUGCCAUCAUUGUCAAUUGGGAUGAAUAUAUUCUUAAUUGGGUCAUUGGGUUAUCAGGCAUUUGUAAGGUUCUUCAUUUGUAGUGCAAUAAUGCUGCUAUACUAUGUUUUUGUUGGUGUUCAUGCCACAUACGACGUUGCUCAUCAUGAAGUGAAGGAAAGGAAGAUUGAGGAAGCAAAGGAGGACAACAAUCAAGGGAGGCUAUAAUGCAAAUUUGCUGACCAUUAUUAUUUCUUAGUAAAUUUUCUUUUGGGUGCAGCAAAUUUUUAGUCAAUAUUUAAAUUUUUUCUAACUGUGAAUAGAUUUUCUAGCUAGAAUAUGAUUUUUUCUGACAUUUGGAGGAGAUAAUAAUAUGUGAUUUUGGAUGAAUCUUUACAAGAAUGUAGUUGGAGUCUUUUGUCUCUCUUAUUGCAUGUAUUUAUAUCUGUUGUAUUACUGAUUUUAUGUGAAUUUGUUGUAACCUAUCAGGCUAACCGAUGCACCGAUAGUACAUAGGAUUGCUGUUUAAAAUCCUCAUUUAUUUUGUCAUUAGAGGCUGUCUUCUCUCAAACUUUAGGUGAUCAAUCCCGAAAUAUUAGGAAUUAGUAUCAACGUAAAGACCCCUCACGAAGAAUCAGUAUGUUGGUAGAAUUGCACAUAAAGGCAAGUUCUUGCUAUCUCAUGCUCCCUUGUCCUCAAACAAAUCUCACAUAUAGCCUAGUCAAGUUUUUAGACUGGAAAGAAAGAAGAGCAAAUGGGGUUGUGGCUGUAGAGCAUAACUAGAAUUUGUGAUGGGACUAAGGAGGUACUGUGAGCUUACUUGAAUACAACCGUGCGCUGUAUUUUGGACUAAGGAGGGACUAAGCCUGUUAAAUAUGAUCUGUUAGUAAAUCAGUAGAGUUUAGUUUUCAUACGAAGAGUUCGAGUCGAUAGUUGUUCAUGAACUAGACUCGAAAUCUCAACAAAUGGAGUCGUGGUGGUGGAUGUGAAGCUCGAUAAGAAACCGAAACCAGCUGACUCAAUAGGUAAUGGGAUUUUGAGUUUAAUCACACCACCUUAACUAGUGUAUAAAGGGUUUUAUAUGAUUAUACUUGGAAGUCUUCACUAAAACUAAUAACAUUGUCAAUGUCAUUAAUAAAAAGGAAUUUAGGAAGAGGGUUUUUAAUGGUGUUUUUGUAACUUUGUCAUUA
Messenger RNA from Amaranthus tricolor (Joseph's coat), 2914 nucleotides. RefSeq names its product cationic amino acid transporter 8, vacuolar. The record is from RefSeq and is a predicted model, not a curated record. Bases 105 to 1952 code for a protein of 615 amino acids. The transcript has a single exon. Gene Ontology annotation, molecular function: amino acid transmembrane transporter activity. Gene Ontology annotation, cellular component: plasma membrane. NCBI's taxonomy places the organism in Eukaryota, Viridiplantae, Streptophyta, Magnoliopsida, Caryophyllales, Amaranthaceae. Gene Ontology annotation, biological process: transmembrane transport; amino acid transport.